Messenger RNA from Humulus lupulus (European hop), 570 nucleotides. RefSeq lists its product as uncharacterized. The record is from RefSeq and is a predicted model, not a curated record. Lineage: Eukaryota; Viridiplantae; Streptophyta; Magnoliopsida; Rosales; Cannabaceae. The coding region runs from base 1 to 570 and encodes 189 amino acids. The transcript has a single exon.
AUGCCUCCCAACUGGAUCAGCCACCUAGUACGCAACCACAGCAAGGUCCACAAUCAGAAUCAUCCCCAACAUCACCACACUCCGCCUCAACCGACAAACCCUCAGAGGCUGGAGCAACCCCCUGCUACUCAACAAGAUAGGCCACUCCAGAAUCCUAAGCAACAACCACCUUAUCGCACUAGUCAAGAUAAUCCCCAGCAGCAAAGGCAGAGUAGGGCUGGGCAGCAUCCUCGGAGCCCUAGACGCCAAACUGCCGAGGAACCAAACCCACCGAAUAGGGGACAACGUCCUUCUGCAGGCAGAAGGCAGGUUGAAUCAGGCUCUGCGGCCAAGGGUCCCCCACGACAUAAUAAUGCCCAGGGACCUACCGAUCAAUGUAGGCCUCCACCUGUCAGUCGGGACAUGCCAGCAAGGGGAGGGGGAAAUAGUGCGAACAAUAGGUCGCACCAUAAUCAGUCACAAUUUAGAGAUGGCCAUGACUAUAAUGAGGCGUAUUUGGGCAGAGGAAAUGUUGGUCUGCGACAAGAAGAGAUGGGUGGAGAACAGAACCCUCCACCAAGAGAGAAUUGA